UGUGAUGUGGAAGCAAUGGCUGCCAAUGAGAAGCCUUCAGAGAUUAUACGAAAGGCCCAAAGAAAACUAACAGCUGUUCUUCAAACAGAUCCAGAGGCUGUCUUGAGUGCGGUAGAUGCCCAUCUCCUGAUUACGGAGAGAGAGUACUUCACACUGAGUCAAAUAAACGAUCCACAGAAGCUAAUAGAGACACUGAUUGAAACAGUACUCAAAAAGGGAGAAUUGGCCCAUGAGCAAUUUCUAGAUUGUAUGGAAAACCUGCAACACACAUUUCCAGGCUUAGAACCAAUUUCUGAGUAUGUAGAAGAUGAUCCCAAUAAUGGAACUGAGAAUCCAGAAGCUGCAAUGUUCUCAGAGAAAAAGAAUGGACCAGAAGAUCCAGAAAUGGUUGUAUCGUCAGUGAAAAAGAAUCUUCCUGAGAGCCCAGAAGCCCCUGAACCCUCAGAGAAAAGGAACGGACCCAAGAACCCAGAACCCAACACAUCCCCAGAGAAAGGGAGCAGAGCCGAGAGCCCAGAACCCGACACAUCCCCAGAGAAAGGGAACAGAGCCGAGAGCCCAGAACCCGACACAUCCCCAGAGAAAGGGAACGGAGCCGAGAGCCCAGAACCCGACACAUCCCCAGAGAAAGGGAACGGAGCCGAGAGCCCAGAACCCGACACAUCCCCAGAGAAAGGGAACGGAGCCGAGAGCCCAGAACCCGACAGAUCCCCAGAGAAAGGGAACAGAGCCGAGAGCCCAGAAACUGACACAUCCUCAGAGAAAGGAAAUGGAGCCAAGAGCCCAGAAGUCACCAUAUCUUCAGCAAAAGGAAAUAGAGCUGAGAGCCCAGAAGCUACUGCAUCCUCAGGAAAGGAGAAGGAAUCUGAGAUCCUAGAAACUUCUGCAACCUCAGAGAAAGGGAAAGGAGUGAAAAGCCCAGAAGUCCCCCCGACUUUAGAGAAAGAGAAUUCUGAAGAGCAAUUGUUCCUACAAACCCCAAAUGAACUUACCGGACCUUGGAACCAGAGAAACAUGCCGGAGUCAGCACCAGCUGAUGACCUAUUGGCAGCGAGGACUAUUGAGAAGGAACCAGAGGGAGCCACUCCAUCAAGAACACCAGUCAAAGGGAUUUGUGAUUUAGAAAAAUCUGCUGGUGAAAAACCCUCAGAGAUUAUACGCAACAAAAGAAAAAAGUUAAUUGAAAUUUUUCAAAAAGACCUAGAACUCAUCUUGGAUGAAUUACUCUCCCAGUCCAUUGUCACAGAGGAGGAAUACAAUACCUUGGAUAAAACAGAGGAGGAUCCCAAGAAGAAAAUAAGAAAAUUGUUGAUUCUGAUACAGAAAAAGGGGGAAUCAGCCUGCCAGCAAUUUCUGGAGUGUUUAGAAAUUGUAUUUCCAGAGGAGAAAGCUGACACCCCGCAAGUACCAGAGCUGGUAGAGAAAGAUCUUCCUAAAGAUUCUUUAAUUCAGGAGCAAGAAGUUGCUAUUCAGCAAGACCCAGAACAAAAGCAAAAAGACCUUCCCGAAGAGAGAAGAAAAGCAUUCAGAGAAGUUCUCUCCAAAUUAAAAUUACAGAAGUAUGAAAGCAGAAAGCUCAGGAUGAAUGAUGUCCUGGAAAUCAACUCAGGAAGUUUAAAGGACCAGACUCCUCGAAAAUUAAGAGAUUUACCAUGGCAAUUCCUGAGGAAGGUCAUGGCUUUGAAUGUGACAGCCAGAAGCACAAGCUUUAGGUGUGGGUCACCUCAUGAUCAAGGAACCAGGGUGGGUGAGGAGGAACAAGGUAUCGAUGAACAAAUUUUCUUUUUUAGUGACUCUGACACUAAAGUCUCUGUGAAUCCACUUGAUCUUCUCUGUGCCAUUCUGCUUUGCUCAGACAGUUUCCUGCAGCAGGAGAUCCUGUCCAAAAUGUCCAUGUGCCAGUUUGCCCUCCCUCUGCUGCUACCUGCCCUCGAAACCCCCAAGUGCACCCUACUGCUGUGGGCCAUGAGGGACAUUGUGCGGAAGUGGAGGCCGCACUCCCUGGCAGAGAGCAGAGGUUUCCGAGAGGAGAGCCUGGUGCUCACGUCAAUGCCAACCAUUUCCUUUGUACGGAUGGGGAGCUGUAGCUUCUCAAAGUCCAAACUCCUCAAUGAGGUUCUCAGCCCCUCCCAGCAGCACCACGAUUUCUUUAUCCAUCAGGAUUUGUCAUCUGGGAACGUCCCUCGAGAAAUCGCAGAUGGGUUGAUAGAAAUUUCCUGGUUUUUCCCUGGUGGGAGGAAGAAUUUGGAUCUUUUCCCAGAACCUGUGGCAGUUACAAAUCUACGUGGAGACAUUGAAUCUCACUGGCUGCAGUUUAGCUUUUUAACAGAGGUCUCCUCAGCUGUGUUCAUUUUUGCUGAAAACAUCACUGAAAGAGAGUACACUCUAUUAUCAUCUUUGAAAGAAUCCACAACUAAAUACUACUUCAUUCUCAACCGCCAGGCUGGGAAAUCCAGUGAAACUCUGGCAUUCCUUAACAAAUUAGCCCCUGUGCUGAAAUUGAAAAAUUCACAUAUGCUGAUGAAAGAUAGCAGCACAAAUACAGCAAAAUUUGUGGAAAAGCUGCAGUCCACCAUACAAAGCAUAAUGAACUCUUCUCCCAAGAGGACAGGUAUAGAAGACAUGGCUGUGACAGCACGUGAACUAGGAAUCCAAAUAGAUGAAGACUGUGUGGAAUGUCAGACCGCGAGCAACUGUGUUAAAGAAAUCACCACAGAAAUAAAGGAUGUAGCAUAUUACAAACAAGAAAUGCUGAGGCUCCAAGGAGAUUUAUGGAAAAGCCUGGCUAAAGUGGAAAAAGAAAUGUGCCAAAUGAGAAGGCAGGGAGAUAUCCCUGCUGAGAAAUAUAAAUCUCAGCUGAAAGAUAAAAUGUUGGAAUUACGUAAACAACAGAAUAAAUGUGACCUUACUGAUGGUUUGACUAAAUUCAUUGAUGCAAUACAACAUCUACUUCUAUUAGAAAAACAUUAUUUCCUGAAAUGGAUGAAAUUUCAGCUGGAUCACAUUGCUAGGGGGAAUCUUUCUAAACUACGGGCUGAAUACAAAGAGAAAUGCAAGUCUUUAGGAGAUGACCCCAAACAGUUGGCAGAACUAGAUAAAUUAAUAUCUUCCACUUCUUUAGGGGUUGAGCAUUUCAUGCGUGAGUUGGGUCAGUUUUAUGAGGCAGAAUGCUCAAUGGUUAAAGAAGGCAAAAUUCUAAAAAGUGGAAGGCAAUUCACCCACCUCCCAGGCAUAGCAGCUGACCUGAUGCUGGAAGGGUUUCCUAUUGAGCUGAUUGAUGGAGAUGCAUCCAACAUCCCACUGCAGUGGGUGACAGAUGUUCUGAGUCAGCUCCAUGCCAAGCUGAAGGGAAGGUCCAAAAUGCUGGUUCUAACAGUGCUGGGAGUGCAGAGCACUGGGAAAUCCACCCUCCUCAACACCAUGUUUGGCCUGCAGUUUGCAGUGAGCAGUGGCCGAUGUACGCGAGGAGCCUUCAUGACGCUCAUUAAAGUUACAGAGAUCUUAAAAAAGGACCUGGGCUGUGAUUUCAUCCUGGUGAUAGACACAGAAGGCUUGAAAGCCCCUGAAUUGGCCAAACUGGAGGACAGUUAUCAACAUGACAAUGAGCUGGCCACACUGGUGAUUGGACUGAGUGACAUAACCAUUGUUAACAUGGCCAUGGAGAAUGCCACUGAAAUGAAGGAUGUUCUGCAAAUUGUGGUCCAUGCCUUUCUCAGAAUGGAAAAAAUAGGGCAUAGGCCAAACUGCCAGUUUGUGCAUCAGAACGUCAGUGAUGUGUCUGCGCAUGAACAAAACAUGAGGGACAGGAAACACCUCCUGGAGCAGCUGAAUGAAAUGAUCAAAGCUGCAGGAAAGAUGGAAAAACUAAACAAGGAAAUAAAAUUUUCUGAUAUCAUGGAGUAUGAUCUGGAAAAACACAAUUGGUACGUCCCUGGGCUGUGGCAUGGAGUCCCUCCCAUGGCUCCGGUGAAUAUGGGAUACAGUGAAAAAGUGUAUGAGUUAAAGAGGUAUCUGUUUGAAUUCAUAAAGAACCGUUCACUUAAAAGAACCCCUAAGGACAUUCCACAGUUUAUUGAAUGGGUGAAGAGUCUGUGGAAUGCUGUCAAACAUGAGAACUUCAUCUUCAGCUUUAGAAACAGCCUCAUAGCUGAAGCCUAUAACCAGCUGUCUGUGAAGUAUUCUGAGUGGGAAUGGGAUUUCCGCAAGGAAAUGCACCUCUGGAUAACUGAAAAAGAAACUGCAAUUCAGAAUUUUUCUCCCGAUGAACUAGAAGCUGAUAAGUCACAAUAUGAAAUGCAACAAAAACUACAGUGUGGAGAACAGAGAAUUCUGGAGCUUUUAAAACAAUAUUUUGAAAGUGGAGCAGCAAAUUUGCAUCUGAUAGAAAAGUACAGGGAAGAUUUUAUCAGAAGUGCAAAGAGCCUGAAGACUGAGCUGGAAAGUUAUUCAUUUAAGAAAUGUAAGGAAGCCAUCCACAUUAAAAAAGGCCAGCACAAGAUAGCCAAUAUCCAGUCUGAGUACAUGAAAGUAAUUGAAGGGAAAGUGGACAUGCUUUUAGAACAAUGCAGGAGAAAAGAAAGUAAGCUGGAAAAUAAAGAAUUGGAAAUGGAAUUUGAAAAAAUGUGGAAAGAAACAUUUUCAGAAUUAUCGCCCGUUUGUUUACAGAAACAUGAAAUUCAUGAAGAUAUAGAGUUCCAUCUGAGAAAAGACCUGGAUAACAGAGGGAGUUCUGUCAAUCAGAAGAUACAAAAAGCAGGAAGCUUGAUGAAUUAUAGAAUUAACUCUUUCACAAUGAGAAAUGAAUAUUUAGACUUCUCAUUGACCUCCGCUGUGAAACGUUGGUUUACAAAAAAACAGUCUCAGAAAACAGAAAAACUUGCUCAAUCCUUGAUGGCCCAAUGUAAUAGUUACAUUGAAGAGAGAGUCUAUUCCAAGGCAGACUAUGAUGAAACCUAUUGCAGAGAAUUGUUGCAUUUGAUCAAUGAGAAACUUCAACAGGAGGAAGCGAAAAAACUGCAGACUUCUGUUUGCUUUGAAGUUGAUCUGAAGCUUCACAUUUUGGGGGAAGCCGCUCACGCAUUUCAAAAGAUGCAUGAGGAUUUUCUGAAGGAAAAUGAUCCUCAGCAACGGUUGGAGAAGCUGAAACCUCAAUAUUUCUCUAUAUUUAAAGACCACUAUUUGGAAAAAGAUGCCCGACAAAAUAGAGCCAAGGAUUUAUGUGAUCAGUGUCUCAAACCUGCCAUAAUGGAUUAUGUUAGCAAAAGGCUUGGACUAGAAAUCGUGAAUGACAUUCUCAGCAGCGGACAGUCCAUUGAAUAUGCCAGCCGGAGCUUUUUCCAGUUCACUGUGCAGAAGAAGUUGUUAGAAGAUGGGAACUUCAACAACUAUGUGAAAUACAUUAUCAACUAUGAAAAGUUUGUCAAAGCUUGGAUAUGGAGGUACAUAUUAGAUUACUACAGAGAGGCUGAGGAUUUGGAAGCUCUGGAGGAAGAAAUUCUAUCCACGAUAAUAAAGAAAGUCAAGGACGCUCUGGAGAAAGCCAAAGAUGAAAGUGUUACGACAGUCUCAGCCUUUCUAAACAACUUUUGUAAAGUGCUGCAGAAAGACCUAGUCAUUUCCAAGGAUAGCUUGGUGGGAAUACAGUUUAAAAACACAGCAGAUCCAGAUCAAUUUUCUACUUUUAUUCAAACCUUCCUUCCUAAUCUCCAGCAACAAAUACUAGCCGAAUUGAAAGAUUUGGAAAUUAAAUCAAAGCUCUCCCAGCUGCCACUGAAGCCCCAGGAUGAAAUCUUCAAACGAGUGUUUGGCUGUGGAAAGCAGUGUCCAUUCUGUAAAGUUCCCUGCGAAGCAGGAGGAGGGGAUCAUAAAAAGCACUUUGCAUCAGUACAUCGUCCUCAAGGGCUAGGAAGAUACCAAAAUCUGGUAACAGAGAAGCUUACCUAUUCUCUAUGUUCUUCUGAUGUGGUUUCCAACACUAAAUUUAGGAAUUCAGACACAGAUUGGAAGGAUCAUCCUUUUAAAGAUUAUCAUCAAUAUUACCCGCACUGGCGCAUUCAGCCAGAUCCUAGCAUUACUGCUUCUGAUUACUGGAAAUUUGUUUUUAAGGAGUUUAAUCGACAGUUUGCUAAGGAGUAUGGUGCUAAACCAGCUGAUCUCCCAGCAGACUGGCAAAAAAUAACCAAAGAACAGGCUCUGGGGAGCCUAAAGGAAGCAUUUACUAUGAAAUAAACAUGCAGACAAUCUCCUUAAAUGGGAUAUACAUGGGAUCAGACAGGAAAAUGAAUAUUCUUUUGAUUUUAAAAGAGACAUGAAAAACUCCAACUUCAAACAAAUAUGUAAUUUCAUCUAUGACACUAUCAGGCACCGUUCAUAACUUCAGAAUGAAAAUCUUUUUUUUUAUUUGUAAGAGAAUCAAGUCUUAGGCUUUUGAAUGCUCAAACCACAAAUACAUUUCACCAGAGACAAGGUGACAUCCAAUAACCAAUUAAUUCACUCCCAAAACAGAUCAACUCUCCUACUAAUUCAAGUAUCAAUACCCUGACCCAUGCAGCUAAACUCAAUGGGUAGGUUGCACCAUACUACAUAAUGGUAUUUUGCCCAACAAAAUCUGUUUUAUUAGAAAAGCUGGGUAGUGUCAUUCCAGAUAAAGGAUUAUCUGCAUUUCUGGGCCCCGUUAUAAUUGGGACACUGUACCAUGAUCAGAAAUUACCAAAUCCCACGCCAUUGAUGGCUCACUUGUAGCGCUCCCUCUGCCCUUCAUUCCAUGUACUCUGUUCACCCCAACCUGUGGUCUGUCUCCUCAUCUUUGCUCCAUUUUGCUUACGCCAUCUACUCACUUCCCCCAUUACCAUGUUUCCUGAUGACUAGGCUCCUCAAGGUAACGGGUGGAAUACACCAUCUAGAGGUUAAGUUGUAGAGCAGCUUAGGGUUCCAGAGCUGAAAAUAAUCUGAUGAAAAGAACUAGGAUUCUAAAGGAGGUCUAACAAGAAGGGGCUCCUGACACAGAGCAGCACCUCACUCUCUCUUCUCUGUCUGUCAGGGGAUGGAUGGUGUUGAUGGCUAAAGACUAGGACACGUGGCUUCUCUUCCUAGUUCUGAGACGGGAAUGUGGGCUAGUGGGCCAGAGGUACUGGGAUUAGUGAUUCCUGGGCUCUGUCCUAGCUCUGCUACUGACCUGCUGUGUUACUUUAGGUAAUGUCACUUCUCCGACCUCUCCCUAUGCCUCAGUUCAUCAUUUGUAAAAUAAGGGAUAAUGAAUCUGACCCACCUCUCUGUAGGUUAUGAUGCUUAAUUCAAUAAUGUUCAUUUCUCUAAUGGAAAACUUUAAAGAAGGGCAAGUUAUUGUUGUGAUUAUUAUUAAUUUGGUAAAACGUGUGUUGGGACAGGGCAGAAAGGGUUUUAUUUUCUUCUUGCAAUACAUUGCUGUUGAUUAAUCCAGGGGUCGGAGUGCUACGCAUACUUUUAGAAGCAGUUACUAAUUUCUACUAGCAAACUAGCCAUGCAUA
Mauremys reevesii (Reeves's turtle) is the source of this 7505-nucleotide messenger RNA. Its product is annotated as interferon-induced very large GTPase 1-like. NCBI's taxonomy places the organism in Eukaryota, Metazoa, Chordata, Testudines, Geoemydidae. Gene Ontology annotation, molecular function: GTP binding. The coding region runs from base 16 to 6228 and encodes 2070 amino acids. The record is from RefSeq and is a predicted model, not a curated record. The transcript is spliced from 7 exons. Gene Ontology annotation, biological process: regulation of apoptotic process.